AUGGAACGAUUAUGGCUGGUUGUUUUGGUGAUUUUUGUUAUGGCUUUGUCUGUGCAAAGCCAAUUGAAAACAGGGUUUUAUUCUUCUUCGUGCUCAAAAGCUGAGGCCGUAGUUAGGUCCACAGUUGAAACAUACUUCAAAAAAGAUCCUUCCAUUGCAGCUGGAUUGCUCAGGCUUCACUUUCAUGACUGCUUUGUUCAGGGCUGUGAUGGCUCAGUGUUAAUUGCGGGGUCUUCUGCUGAGAGAAAUGCCUUGCCAAAUCUUGGAUUAAGAGGAUUUGAAGUAAUUGAUGACGCUAAAUCACAGAUAGAGACCUUAUGCCCUGGGGUGGUCUCGUGUGCUGAUAUACUAGCAUUGGCUGCUUGUGAUUCUGUCGUCUUGAGUGAUGGUCCAAGUUGGUCAGUUCCAACUGGUAGAAGAGAUGGCAGAAUCUCUUUAUCAUCCCAAGCUGCAAAUUUACCUUCACCUCUAGACUCCAUUGCUGUCCAGAAGAAAAAAUUUUCUGAUAAAGGCCUUGACGAUCACGAUCUCGUAACCCUCGUCGGGGCACAUACCAUAGGCCAAACACACUGCCAAUUCAUUCGGUAUCGCCUGUACAAUUUCACAACAACAGGCAAUGCAGACCCAACAAUAAACCAAUCGUUCCUAUCACAACUACGAGCUCUGUGUCCCCAAAAUGGAGAUGGCACAAAACCAGUUCCUUUAGAUAAAGAUAGCCAGACAGAUUUUGACACAAGCUUCUUCAAGAACGUACGAGAUGGUAAUGGAGUUUUGGAGUCGGACCAAAGACUUUGGGAUGAUGCUGCAACACGUGAUGUUGUGAAAAAAUAUGCUGGCACCAUAAGAGGAUUAUUCGGAUUUAGGUUUGAUAUUGAGUUUAGGCAAGCUAUGGUUAAAAUGAGUAGCAUUGAAGUCAAAACCGGGAUAGAGGGAGAGAUUAGAAAAGUUUGUUCAAAGUUCAAUUAA
Molecule: messenger RNA, 966 nt
Organism: Dovyalis caffra
Lineage: Eukaryota; Viridiplantae; Streptophyta; Magnoliopsida; Malpighiales; Salicaceae
Source: the annotation of a GenBank genome assembly